CAGCGGCUCGGCCCAUUUCGACUCCGCUCGGCCGCGCUCGGCUCGGCUCAGCCCGGUUCGGCUCCUCCCCGCCCCGUCCGUCCCGGUUCGGCCCGGCCCGGCCCGGCCAUGGGCUGGCCCGUGCUGCUGAGCGCGGCCGCGCUCCUGGCCGCCGCCGCCGCCGCCUGGGAGCCCUCGGCCGAAGAGGAGCGGCUCUUCAAGGCCUGGAUGCUGCAGAACAACCGGCGCUACGGCCCCGAGGAGUACCCGCGCAGGCUGCGCGUCUUCCUGGGCAACAAGCGGCGCAUCGAGGAGCACAACGCCGGCAACCACAGCUUCCAGAUGGGCCUGAACCAGUUCUCGGAUCUGACCUUCGCGGAGUUCAAAAAGCUCUACCUGUGGAGCGAGCCGCAGAACUGCUCAGCCACCAAGGGGAACUUCCUGCGCAGCUCUGGGCCGUAUCCCGACUCCAUCGAUUGGAGGAAGAAGGGGAAUUUCGUGACACCCGUGAAGAACCAGGGUCCCUGCGGGAGCUGCUGGACCUUUUCCACCACGGGCUGCUUGGAGUCUGCCAUUGCCAUUGCCACGGGAAAGCUGCUCUCUCUGGCAGAGCAGCAGUUGGUUGAUUGCGCCCAGGCCUUCAACAACCACGGCUGCAGUGGGGGCCUGCCGAGCCAAGCCUUCGAGUACAUCCUGUACAACAAAGGGCUCAUGGGGGAGGACAGCUACCCCUACCGGGCCAAGAACGGCACCUGCAGGUUCCAGCCGGAGAAGGCCAUUGCCUUUGUCAAGGACGUGAUCAACAUCACGCAGUAUGACGAGGAUGGCAUGGUGGAAGCUGUGGGGAAGCACAACCCAGUGAGCUUUGCCUUUGAGGUGACGAGUGACUUCAUGCACUACAGGAAAGGAGUGUAUUCCAACCCCCGCUGCGAGCACACCCCUGACAAGGUGAACCACGCCGUGCUGGCCGUGGGCUACGGAGAGGAGGAUGGCACGCCCUACUGGAUCGUCAAGAACUCCUGGGGCCGCCUGUGGGGCACGCAGGGGUACUUCCUCAUUGAACGAGGCAAGAACAUGUGUGGUCUGGCCGCUUGUGCCUCCUACCCCAUUCCCCGGGUGUAGCACAGCGCCGGGGGACGGGGCUGGAGCGGCUGAGGGGCUGGGUGCCGGCAGGGGGGAGGCGGGACGCGGUGCCCCGCCCGCCUGCCGGAGCUGUCACCUGCUGGAAGUGUCACCUGCCGGAGCUGUCACCUGCUGGAAGUGUCACCUGCCGGAGCUGUCACCUGCCGGAGCUGUCACCUGCUGGAAGUGUCACCUGCCGGAGCUGUCACCUGCGGCCGCUUGGCUCGCACACCGCUGCUGCGCCCGCCCGCUCCAGCCAAAGCCCGGCGUGCCCCCGUGCCCCUGCCACGUUCCCUGCUCCUGCCGCCGCGCCCAGGUGUGCCUCCAGCCGCCUGUCCCCACCUGUGGGCAGCAGCGGGACCGCCCGGGUGCCCGGACACCCCGCAGGCUCCGGUUGGAGCGCCCCCCGCCCCUCGGGUGGAUUUUUUUUUUUUUUUUUUUGCAAUCACCAGGUGUCAAUUUUAGCGAUUUUAAAAUUUUGUUUGAAGGUAAUCUCCCUGUUCUUUGAAGGAAGGAUGAGUGACUGCUGUGAUUUGUACACUUUUACCGAUUUUCAUGAAAUGCCUGCUAUAUUUUGUAUUAAAAACCAGGGUGUUUUAAUGCACGUAGAGAAGAAA
Messenger RNA from Vidua chalybeata, 1718 nucleotides. RefSeq names its product cathepsin H (gene CTSH). Lineage: Eukaryota; Metazoa; Chordata; Aves; Passeriformes; Viduidae. Gene Ontology annotation, cellular component: lysosome. Gene Ontology annotation, biological process: immune response. Gene Ontology annotation, molecular function: cysteine-type endopeptidase activity. The record is from RefSeq and is a predicted model, not a curated record. The transcript has 12 exons. The coding region runs from base 109 to 1101 and encodes 330 amino acids.